GCCAUGGCUGCCUAGGAAGCCAAAACGCUAUGCGGGUAGUGACAGCAAAUAAAUAAAAGACCAAGUUACAAAUUUGCUUAUUUUAGUUGAACAAAUUAGAAUUAGUUUAAUUUAUAUUUCAUUUGAUUUCUUUUUUUCAAUGUUUCAAAGUUCGACGAGAGGUAGCCAAUGAUGAACAAAGUGAAGCUGUACCAAUGAUUUUCAAAACAAAUUUUAUAUGACCAAACAAGGAUUGUCAUAUCAUUUUUAUUGUGUUACAGAUUUCGUAGGUUCUGGAAGUAAUGUCGCGUCUUCAAGUACUGAUUUUAGUUCUGGUGGGAACGAAAAUUUUCCUGGUAGACGCCAUAGGAGAGCUGCCGGUCAGUAAUAUUCCAAUCUACAGCGAUGGAAUCUAUUUUGAAAAGUUAAAGCCGGUUAAAAUACAAAUCAGUACAUGGACGCUUCAGGCAGACUACGAGCUGAAGGAGUUUGUAGAGGAAAUUAUCGUGGCUAACUCUAGUGUGGAUAAACUUAUACAGGCUUGCAGAGACCUUAAAAGUAAGUUUCCUGGUAGCUGUGAAAGUAUCGGUAACAUUGUUGAUCUGACGCGCGAACUCAAUGAUUUUAAGAACCUCCUGCAAAGUUUUUGUGAAAGUAACUCCCGUAGGAAGAGGGGAAUUUUGCGAAGUUGGUUUGGACUAAUGGAUGAUGAUGACAGAGAUGAAAUCGACGGAAACUUCAAGAAAAUUGAUGAGCAAAUUGAAACACAGACUUCUACGGUUAAUCAUUUCUUCAAUACUACAAACGAAGCGAUUGCAAUGUUAAGUGGUAACAUGUUCAAACUGGAUCCUAAGAAACCUGAUUCAAUCGAUUAUACUCGUGAAGGUCAGUUACUGGUUAUGGAUAUUCUAUUGAACAAGAUUAUUCGAAAGAAAGAAUUGUUUAUGAAACUUCUUCAAUCAUCCAGUACAAUGUCUCUUGACGAUAACAUUGUAAGUCCUAGUCGUUUACUAAAAGAGCUUGAAAAACUGCACAAGAUUCUUCCGGUUGGUUUCAGUUUUCCUGUAGCGUUGAAUCUUCGGGAAGUAAUUAAAAUUUACACGUUGUCAAGAGUUGUUGCACAGGUUGACCAAUGUAAAAUGAAAGUCAACAUUUUACUACCUCUUUGUGAAACAAUUCAAUACACUACAUUGAAAGGAACUAGUGUUCCAACAAUGCAAGAUGGUAUUCUGAAGAUGUUCCCUCUUGAAAAUGACGUUUUGGUGUAUAACAACGACCACCAUUUAGGAAUGGUAAUGAACUACGUCGAGUAUAAAAGUUGUAAUCAUCUAAACGAUUUUGCGUUGUGCAACACGCACCAUUUAAUGAGGAAUCUGUCAUCGGCGGAGGAUUGCAUCGUUGUAACAUUUUUCAAUAGGACGAACUCUGAUUCUGACUGCCGUGUUAGUCGUCUUCAAUUAAGACAUCAGAUUUGGAUUCAACUGGCUGAUCCCAAUCGGUGGGUCUAUGCAAUACCUAACACGACUUCGAUAGAAGUAAACUAUGGUCUAACUUACAAAAGAUUUGUAGAAAUAGGAGGCGUUGGAAUGCUAAAAUUAAUUCGAAUGUGUCACGUGAGAUCUCAGGACGUAAUACUCCAAUAUGUACCGCAAUUAGGUGGUGUUGUUGAGACGCAUAGCUUUGGUUUUCAACUACCAGCAGUAAUAACGCGUGACCAGCCACGCAUAAUUUCCGCUAGUGACAAUAAUAAGGUAAUACUUGCUGGUAAAAAUUCUGAAAGUGUCGUUCUCGAGCGAACUCAUGUGGCUGGAAUACACUACGAGCAGUCAACAUUUUCGCCGUGGGCAGUAGUAGGAAUUGUUUGUGGUGUUUUCAUCGUCACCUUCAUAGCAGUCAAAGUUUAUUUUAAAAUGGCAAACGAAAAACAGCGUCAACAGUUACUCAUGGCACGACUUCAACAACAAGAACUGAUGGGACAGAACGGAGCCGAUUUAAAUAUCGGUACUAACAUGUGAUUAGGGCAUAUCGUGCGAUAUGCCCUUUUGAAAGUUACGAAAAAUAAUGCUCAUUACUCAAGUUUUGAACAUGAAAUACAAGCAUAUUGCGCACAAUUUCGUAGAUUGGGCUUCUAUCUACGAGAUUAUAUCGAUUAUUGUGUCAAUGAAGGUUGUAGAGCCGAGCAAUGAGCAUUAUAUUUUGUAACAUUCGCAAGGGCUUAUCGUGCGAUAUGCCCUAAUCACAUGUUACUACCGAUAUUACUUCUCAGUCUACUGACUCAGCUAA
Messenger RNA from Malaya genurostris, 2262 nucleotides. RefSeq lists its product as uncharacterized. The transcript is spliced from 3 exons. The record is from RefSeq and is a predicted model, not a curated record. NCBI's taxonomy places the organism in Eukaryota, Metazoa, Arthropoda, Insecta, Diptera, Culicidae. The coding region runs from base 282 to 1994 and encodes 570 amino acids.